Molecule: messenger RNA, 772 nt
Organism: Daphnia pulicaria
Lineage: Eukaryota; Metazoa; Arthropoda; Branchiopoda; Diplostraca; Daphniidae
Product: mpv17-like protein 2
Exons: 5
Coding region: 99-701 (200 amino acids)
Biological process (GO): mitochondrial ribosome assembly
Cellular component (GO): cytoplasm; membrane
Source: RefSeq, a predicted model, not a curated record
UCAGUCCCACGCACAACAUUUUCAGCUAAGCAAUAAGGUAUACCCUUCCUUCUUAAAAAACCCUCGACGCGUGAUGAACAAAGUCACCAAACCGACAAAUGGCCGUUAUAUCAAAACUGAAAGGGAUUUUAUUUGGUCGUUAUCUAUGGGUAACCAACACUCUAAGCGGUGGUCUACUUUUAUCGGCCGGAGAUCUUAUUCAACAGACUAUUGAACACUCAAAGAAAGGUGGUCACAAGAAAACAAAUGCAGAGCCAUAUGACUGGAAACGAUCAGGUCGGAUGAUGGCCAUCGGCUUAACUUUGGGCCUUCCUCAUCACUUCUGGUACAAGUUUCUGGAUCGCGUGAUCCCAGGGGCGGCGCUCCUUAGUGUCGGCAAAAAGAUCCUGCUCGACCAGACAAUCUUUUCUCCAUUUAACAAUGUCUCCUUUUUCAUGGGAGCUGGUCUCCUGGAAGGAAACACGGUUAGGCAAUCGUGGGAUGAGUUAAGAGCCAAAUUCGUAAUGGUUUAUAAGACCGACUGUUCGGUAUGGCCACCUGCGCAAUUCAUCAAUUUUUUUUACGUGUCGCCUGUCUAUCGGGUGAUGUACGUUAACGUUGUGACUGUGGGUUGGAACGUCUUCCUUUCCUACGCCAAAUACUUCGAUAAAGCUAACAUCCGGAUUGAAAAAGAACUUCCAGUUCCAGCGCUAGUGCUUUAGUGUUAUAAUACAUUUUUCUUUAUUUGUAUUUUUUUUUCAGAUCACAUUGAAACACGGCACUUCAUACUUCA